Glarea lozoyensis ATCC 20868 is the source of this 825-nucleotide messenger RNA. RefSeq names its product Riboflavin kinase-like protein. Bases 1 to 825 code for a protein of 274 amino acids. Gene Ontology annotation, biological process: riboflavin biosynthetic process; FMN biosynthetic process. The transcript has 2 exons. Lineage: Eukaryota; Fungi; Ascomycota; Leotiomycetes; Helotiales; Helotiaceae. The record is from RefSeq and is a predicted model, not a curated record. Gene Ontology annotation, molecular function: riboflavin kinase activity. Gene Ontology annotation, cellular component: mitochondrion.
AUGCCAUCCGCGACAGAGAGUGCUGAGAUACGGAGUCACAGACCUUCCGUAGUAGGCGCAGAUGAAGGACCAAAACCAGAAUACCCACGGCGCAUGGAAGGAGUAGUUGAACAUGGAUUUAAAAGAGGUUCCAAAGAUCUAGGCUUUCCUACAGCGAAUAUAACAGUAGAAGGCGUACCAUGGUUAAAUGAAGAUGGGUUAGAAAACACCAACGCGUCCAGCAUCGAAACAAUGAAAGGCACAUCACCAACCAAAGACCCCAUAGACGGCGUUCAUUUCGGCUGGGUCAGCCUCCGCCUCCACGACACCCAUCCCGACCUCCAGACGCCCCCCAAGAUCCAACCCCAGCACUCUCCCGACCGCAAAUCCAAAGACCAUGCCAUAUUCCCGCUCUCCGACCUCAAAACGCCCCCUCCAAGCUCUUCAAACUGGCGCAUCUACCCUAUGGUCAUGUCCAUUGGCUUCAACCCAUUCUACGGCAACAAAGAGCGAUCCGCCGAAGUCUUCAUCAUGAACGACUUCCAGGAAGACUUUUACGGGGACUACAUGCGCGUUAGUAUACUAGGAUACAUACGCAAGGAGCUUAAUUAUAUAGAUGUGGAGAGUCUAAAGAAUGAUAUCAAUACGGACGUGGAUGUGGCGUUGAAGAGUUUGGCGCGGGAGAAUUGGGGGGUGGGGAAGGAAGAGUCGUGGUUACUAGGAGAAGGGUAUAGUCAAGAGCUAUUUGAAGAGAAAACGAGGGAGGCGGAGGAGAGGGCGAGGAAGAAGGAAGCGAUUGAAAAGGCGGGUAAGGAGAAGGAGAAAGAGAAUGAAGCUAAGAUUUGA